Manduca sexta (tobacco hornworm) is the source of this 1148-nucleotide messenger RNA. RefSeq names its product fructose-1,6-bisphosphatase 1 (gene fbp). The coding region runs from base 74 to 1084 and encodes 336 amino acids. NCBI's taxonomy places the organism in Eukaryota, Metazoa, Arthropoda, Insecta, Lepidoptera, Sphingidae. Gene Ontology annotation, biological process: fructose 6-phosphate metabolic process; fructose 1,6-bisphosphate metabolic process; gluconeogenesis. The record is from RefSeq and is a predicted model, not a curated record. The transcript has 6 exons. Gene Ontology annotation, molecular function: fructose 1,6-bisphosphate 1-phosphatase activity. Gene Ontology annotation, cellular component: cytoplasm; cytosol.
AGCGAACCGACCGGAGGCGCGGCAGUCUCGUCGCGUCAGCUGGACGUGCCGCUAGUCUGUACAACACAUCACAAUGUCGCAACAAGGGCCCGCGUUCGACGUCAACGCGAUGACGCUGACGCGAUGGGUGCUGGGACAGCAGCGGACAGCACCGACGGCGACGGGAGACCUCACGCAACUUCUCAACUCUAUCCAAACGGCAGUGAAGGCCAUACAGUCGGCCGUGAGGAAAGCCGGCAUCGCUAAACUGCAUGGAAUCUCCGGCGACACAAACGUUCAAGGAGAACAAGUCAAAAAGCUGGACGUGUUGUCCAACGAUUUGUUCAUCAACAUGCUGAAAUCUUCUUACACAGCUUGCUUGCUCGUAUCUGAAGAAAACUCGUCCGUCAUAGAGGUAGAAACAGAAAGGCGGGGAAAAUACGUAGUAUGCUUCGAUCCACUGGACGGAUCGUCCAACAUUGACUGUCUGGUGUCUGUGGGCUCCAUCUUCGCUAUUUUCAGAAAGAUCUCCAGUGGAGAUCCCAUAGAAGUCGACGCGCUGCAACCAGGCCGAGAGCUGGUAGCGGCUGGUUACGCGCUCUAUGGCUCCGCGACUAUGAUGGUGUUGUCUUUGGGGAAGGGCAAAGGUGUCAACGGAUUCAUGUACGAUCCGUCAAUUGGAGAGUUCAUACUCACAGACCCAAACAUGAGGAUACCGGAGAAGGGCAAAAUCUACUCCAUCAACGAAGGUUACGCGGCGGAAUGGGAAAACGGGCUCAAGAAGUACAUAGAAGACAGGAAGCAGCCGAAGACCGGCAAGGCUUACGGGGCGCGGUACGUGGGCUCCAUGGUCGCUGACGUCCACAGGACCAUCAAAUACGGAGGGAUAUUCAUGUACCCAGCCACCAAGUCUGCGCCAAGUGGAAAGUUGCGUCUCCUGUACGAGUGCAAUCCGAUGGCGUUUAUAGUAACGGAGGCAGGCGGUCUGGCCUCCAACGGGAAGGUCCCGAUCCUAGACAUAGUGCCGACGAAAAUACACGAGAGGGCGCCCUGCUACCUCGGCUCCAAGGACGACGUCGAAGAGUUAUUGCAAUACUUGAAAUAAACUGAUUUGUUUUCAAAUGAAUUUAAUAAAAGUCUGACAGCUAGUCUUCAAUUUUGUAAAACAA